Molecule: messenger RNA, 1254 nt
Organism: Phaedon cochleariae (mustard beetle)
Lineage: Eukaryota; Metazoa; Arthropoda; Insecta; Coleoptera; Chrysomelidae
Source: the annotation of a GenBank genome assembly
AUGUGGUUCAAAUUUGCCACCGUUUUUCAAAUAGUUUUUAUAUGCAGUAAUGCAGAAAAUUUUUGCCAAAAAAAUUCUGAACAAUGCGGAGACGAACCAGAUAGGUUUUUACUUUAUGAUGUAAAUCGACCGGAAGGAUUCAACUUGCGUAGAGAUGUCUACAUGCGUUUUGCAGUUCUUGCACACAAUAUGCAGCAGUCAGCAAAUAUCUUCCUGAAUAAGUUCAAACUGGUUCUACCACCAUGGUCAUAUUUAGUACACUGGGAUAAUAGUGGGGAACCCGAAUACAUACCAUGGGGACUGUAUUUUGAUUUAAGAAGUUUACAGAUGUUUGCACCAGUUAUAGAAAUGCAUGAAUUUUUCAAUAAAUAUCCAAGAAAAUACUCCAAAUUAAAAAUAGAUGAAGUUUACACUCUUCAGCAUUUUGAAAACAUGUUUGAAACUGGAAACUUUGAGGAUAGAAUGAAAAUUGAGAAAUGCUUGAAUAAACCUGAUCUGACUUUCUUCUUCUAUGAUAAUAUUACUGCUAAACAUGCCCAGUGCUUAUCAUACCAUGGUCCUGCUACUAAGUUGACUGAACUGUUUCUCAACAAUACAGCCAAGACAAUUUUAAUAGACCAUGCUGAAGUAGCUCUCCAUGAUUUCUUUGGCAAUAACAUUUAUUGGCAAGCUAGAAGAAGUAUGAGAUUCAGCAAAGAUCUGAAAAAAAUUGCUGGGAAUUUUCGUCAAACUCAUUUAAAUUCUCAUGAUGACAGUGAUGGCACAUCUUUGCCUGAAAAUUGGACAGAUGAGCAACCUAGAAGAAAUGCCCUGGGUGGUCCUUAUGUAGGAAUACACCUGAGGAGGAGGGACUUCAUCAGAAAUCGCCCAAAUGAAUCUCCUUCUAUAAAAGAUAUAUCUCAACAACUACUUAAGGAGUUGGAAAAAACUAAGCUGGAUACAGUAUUCCUAGCAUCUGAUGGAUCUCAGAGUGAAUUUGAGGAACUGUCUCUCUUACUAUCUAACUAUAAAAUAAUCAGAUACAAUCCACCUGUUGCUGUGAUAAAAAAAUAUGGGGAUGGUGGUAUAGCAAUAAUAGAUCAAAUUAUAUGCUCUCAUGCCAGAUUUUUCAUUGGAACUCAUGAAAGUACUUUUUCAUUUCGCAUUCAAGAAGAAAGAGAAAUAUUGGGAUUUCCUGUUGAAACAACAUUUAAUGCUUUCUGUAAAAAUAAAAGCAAUUGUAGCAAGCCUUCAAUUUGGAAAAUUGUGUACUAG